Schistocerca gregaria is the source of this 2754-nucleotide messenger RNA. RefSeq names its product protein adenylyltransferase Fic-like. The coding region runs from base 206 to 1594 and encodes 462 amino acids. Gene Ontology annotation, molecular function: protein binding. The transcript has 4 exons. Lineage: Eukaryota; Metazoa; Arthropoda; Insecta; Orthoptera; Acrididae. The record is from RefSeq and is a predicted model, not a curated record.
AUGUUCCGAGAGUUUGACGUACGAGAAGUGGUUGUUGUGGUAGGAUGUGUAAUUUCGCGUCGUUUCUGACAGCUGUUGUUUGCUAUGAAAAGAAACGAUGGGUGCCUGCCACAUGACCAACAGCCCCAACUGUUUUCAAGUGAUAAUAUUGUAAUGUUUUAAUAUACUGUCGUUCAGUGAAUGCUCCCAGUGCUUAGAGUACAAAAUGAAUUCCUAUAUUCAGCGCGUUACAGUUUACAAAUCUCUUUUUAAUAGAGUUCAGUCAUCUUGUUUGUUUUCCGCUGACAUGAAUAAAUUUUGUAUAUAUUUCAUAUUCAUGUCAGUAUUUGUUUUUACGUUGCUUUUUGCUUUGCUGUCAGAAUACUUUAAAGUUCAGUGCAGUGAACAUGGAUUUAAAUCGCCGCAAAAAGCGUUUUCGCCUUUGCCAGACGACAGCCAGAUUCACGUUGUCGAUGAUGGAACUCUGGGAUUAGUUCUUAGGACGUCUGAUGUCUCUGAAGACGUUAAGAGCAAAUCCAAAGCAGUAGGAUUGGAUUCAGAAGCUGUCUGUUCUUUACAUGCUGCCUUAGAGAUGAAAAAUAGUGGAAAACAUGAAAAAGCAUUAAAGUUAUUUGAACAUGCCGUUGCUCUUGCUCCGAAGCAUCCUGAUAUUUUAAACCAUUAUGGUGAAUUUUUAGAGCAAACUCAAAAUGAUGUUGUAAUGGCUGAUCAGUUGUACUUUAGAGCACUAACUGUAUCACCUAGCCACUCAGGAGCCCUGGCUAAUAGACAACGAACAGCUCGUAUUGUUGAAGAAAUGGAUCGACUUACUUUGGGAAGAAUUGAUGAAAAACGUGAUCGACUGUCGGCAAUUCCAGAUUCUAAUUCAGCUUUUCGCCGUGCUAAAAAGGAAGCUUAUUUUCAGCAUAUAUAUCACACUGUUGCCAUUGAAGGGAAUACAAUGACACUGUCACAAACUCGAUCCAUUGUGGAAACAAGAAUGGCCAUUGGUGGAAAGAGUAUUAUGGAACACAAUGAAAUUCUAGGACUUGAUGCUGCUUUAAAAUAUAUAAAUGCCACUCUUGUUAAUAGGCUUGGAGCAGUAACUGUAAAGGAUAUCUUGGAAAUUCAUCGCAGAGUAAUGGGUUUUGUGGAUCCUGUUGAAGCAGGGACGUUCCGUCGGACACAAGUAUAUGUUGGUGGCCAUGUACCUCCAGGACCGCAUGAAAUUCAGGUUUUGAUGGAAGAAUUUGCACAGUGGUUGAAUUCAGAACAAGCUGCUCAUAUGCAUCCUAUCCGUUAUGCAGCACUGGCACAUUACAAACUUGUUCACAUCCAUCCUUUUACUGAUGGUAAUGGGAGGACAUCUAGGUUGUUAAUGAAUGCAAUUCUUAUGCAGGCUGGCUAUCCACCUGUUAUUAUUCCAAAGCAAGACAGGCAGAAAUACUAUCAAUAUUUAGAAAUAGCAAAUGAUGGAGAUGUUCGUCCAUUUGUGCGCUUCAUUGCAGAAUGUACUGAACACACAUUAGAUUUAUUUUUGUGGGCUACAAGUGAGUAUGCAGCAGAGUUACCUGCAUUGGAACAAAAACAGAGAAGUCGAAUUAUUGAACUAUAAUAAAAAUUGAAAAUGGAUCUAGCCAAAAACACUUCUGGCAGCAUCGCCUUUUAUCUCAAAGCUUUUUAUAAUUAUUUAUGUAUUUAUUUUCCUAUAAUUGUUUUCAGUCUUCAGGACAAAUUUUUUCCAUGACUGCUGCUGAGUAACUUUCAUAAGACAGAACUGUCAUUUGCAGGACUUUCACAGGCAAAGCACUGCCGUCUUGUCUGUAUUCAUCAGGUUAUACAUUGAAAGGCUCUUGUGUGUACACAUUCUACAGAAAAUAUAUUUUGUAAGAAUCAGCGUGAUACUUUUACUGUUACAGCUGUGUGCUGGGAUAUACGACAAUGCAUUUUCUAUACCCAGUAGUGAACUUUUUAAAUCACAUGAUCUGAGAGUUGUUCAGAAUUGAAAGUUUAACAAUCUCUUAGAUGUUGUUUAGUUGUAAUUCAUUUUACGCACAAGGAACGAGUGUGCUAAAUUAAGUUUCUAAGAAACUGUUGUCCUUACCUGAUAACUUACAUCAGUAUUACAAUUUACAGCACAUAAAUUAUGAAGACUUAAAAAUCUUAAACUGUGAUGUGGUUAAGACCACCAGCAUACUUGUAGUUAUUUAAUAAUGUACUUAUGAAGCAGUUUAUUUAUUUUUAAGCACAUUUUCCAGUGUGAAAUACCAUCACUUAUGUGCCAAAGAUAAUUUUAUUGUGUCUGUGAUACUAUCAUUGUUUUCGUAUGUCAAAUUAGCACAUCCAAAUCCUUUUAUUGUGAUAGCAGAAAACACUAACCUCAGCUUUUAGCCAUUAUUGUAAAGGUUGUGCAACAAAACUUGUCAAGGAUGUCAUCCCAGCAAAUGAGGAGUUCAAAACAAAAGGAAUUAUAUAAAGAACUUGGAAAUGCCAUUAUAUUUCUUAUCUAUCAUAUCUAUUUUUGUUUCACAGCAUACUGGAAAUAAUGUGUAGUAUCAUAUGAAUGUAUUGCUUAAGGAUUUCUGCCCUUCUUAAACAUGAUCUAACCUCUGACAUAUGAUUUUGUAAGUGUGAUUAAUUCUGGAGAUGAUGUAGCCACAAUAUUUGAGAAGGUUGACAGAUACCUAGAUGGUGAUCCACUUGUUUUUGUUGGACAGUGACAUCGAAUACUCUUGCAAAUGUAUUUCAAAAAAUUAAUUAAAGAAUGCAACAAAG